Archocentrus centrarchus (flier cichlid) is the source of this 1331-nucleotide messenger RNA. RefSeq names its product C-type lectin domain family 4 member M-like. The transcript has 7 exons. The record is from RefSeq and is a predicted model, not a curated record. The coding region runs from base 198 to 1109 and encodes 303 amino acids. Lineage: Eukaryota; Metazoa; Chordata; Actinopteri; Cichliformes; Cichlidae.
GCCAGGAUGGAAGUGGUCUCUGGAGAGACAUCGAGAGCUUGCAGUCUCAUCCAGAGAGGACUUAACUGGAAUUGAUUGAUCAAGAAUUUAUGGUUGACGAGCUCAGCAGCUGAAAGUUGCAUCAUCACAGGGCGAUGCCUCGCCAGAUUGUUGCUCAAAUGCAGUAGCAUCUGACUGACAGUGACUGAACAGUGAGCAUGGAGGACAGGAGAGAACCCCCAGGUGGAUUUAAGACCCUCAUUUGUGAAGAAGACUUGCACGAUGAAGAGCAUCCUCCUCGUCAUCAAUCUAACUGGCACUAUGUGUCCAUGUUCACUGUUAGUAAUGGGAGAUGGUACAGACUGGCUGCUGUGAGCCUGGCACUUCUUGCUGCUGUUCUGCUGAUACUUGACAUUGGCCUGGGAGUCCACUACAACAAACUCACAGAUACUCACCUCACGCUCGAUGACACCAAACGCAUCAGCAAAGAGUUGGCCGACUUGCAGGACACUUACAAGGCUGCAGUAGAAACCAUGAAGGAUGCCAGGAAGCAGCUGGACAGUGAGACGAGCCGUCAGACACAAACCAACUGGGAGCUUGAAUAUCAGACAAAAAGAAGCAAUGACUACAAAAGUCAGAUUGAAACAAUCACAAAGGAAAUCGAAACCAUGAGGUCACACUUACCAAUGAUUAGCGAUGGCUGCAAACACUGUCCUGCAGGAUGGAUCUUAAUGAACUCCGUGUGUUACUACUUCCCCUUGAAAUCAGAUCAAGUGAAAAACUGGAAAGAAUCCAGAGAUUUCUGUCAGCUGCAAGGAGGAGAUCUUAUAAUCAUAAACAGCCAAGACAAAGAAAACUUCACAGUAAAUUUCCUGAUAAAUCAUAAAAGUAAAUCCUCGAUGGGCUUCUGGAUUGGACUGAGCGAUCUCCAUGAGGAAGGAACUUGGAAAUGGUGGGAUGGAACAUUUCUUAAUGAAGGGUACUGGCUUGAUGGGGAGCCAAAUGAUUUCCAUGGCGAAGACUGUGCAGCAGUGUAUCCCAUAGAAAACUUCUUCAAAGCUUGGAAUGACGCUGAAUGUGGAAGGAGGAUGAAAUGGAUUUGUGAAAAAGCGCUUACAACCAUGAGCUAAAAUGCUUAAUGAGGCAUACAAUCUUAGAUAUGUGCAUGAUACCAUCAAAUCUCUGUAAGCAUUUAAUAAUGCACUUUUCUUUCAAGUUAACAAGAGUUUGUUUUUUAGUUUCUUCACUUUGUUUUCUACACCGUGCAUCACUCACACAUAUACACACAUCUCCACACUCAUACACACCCUACAGUACUUCAGUUUGCUUAAUAAAAUGACUUUGCUAAACCG